UGGGAGAUACUGACACAAUAGAGACACACUAGACUGCACAGCUUAUUCUCUCACUUCCGACGUCGACCACUACUGGGGACCGGUCAUGAGUACCGGUCGACUGAAGCGUAAACUAGGUGACCUUGGGGUGGACACGUCUAGUACCAAGGCCAAUGAAUCAUUUUGUUUGAUUGGGACACCAUUACCACCUCUGGAAAAGUCAAAAGACAGUGGAGAGUUCGUACCUAUAUGGAAGCAAGAUGUUCGAGACGAAAAGGGUCGGAGACGCUUACAUUGUGCCUUUACGGAUGGUUUCUCUGCAGGCUACUUCAAUACCGUCGGCUUCAAAGAAGGAUGGGCGCCGUCUACAUUUGUGUCGUCUCGGAAUGACCACGUCAAGCAGAAAGCAGCUCGCCCCGAAGAUUUCAUGGAUGAGGAGGAUCUUCAAGAAUUCAAAGAUAGUCGCAACCUUGAUGAUUUCUCUACUUUGGUCGAAACGUCGCCAGUAUGUGACAACGUCAUUGCGAAACCCAAAAAGUUAUGCCCCAAGAAAGGAAAUCAGGCGCCUCGCUCAGACAGCCAAGGCUGAGAUGAGGCUGUUUGCGCGACGCAGGUCGUCAUCAUUCCAAAUC
Desarmillaria tabescens is the source of this 611-nucleotide messenger RNA. RefSeq lists its product as uncharacterized. Bases 86 to 568 code for a protein of 160 amino acids. Gene Ontology annotation, cellular component: nucleus. The transcript is spliced from 5 exons. Gene Ontology annotation, molecular function: RNA binding. Lineage: Eukaryota; Fungi; Basidiomycota; Agaricomycetes; Agaricales; Physalacriaceae. Gene Ontology annotation, biological process: mRNA processing. The record is from RefSeq and is a predicted model, not a curated record.